UCAAUCGUCAUGUGAUUUGUGUUGUUGUGCAUGACUUCCGGUACAAGUCGGGUUGUAGUUUCUGUAUAGUGGACUCUCAAACAAGAACUUGUCAAGAUGAUGCCCGAACUCGCUUUCAAUAUUGAUCAUGGUUACCUUGAAGGCCUCUUGAGAGGGUUUAAAGGUGGAAUUCUGAAACAGUCAGAUUAUUUAAACCUCGUGCAGUGUGAAACCCUGGAUGAUUUGAAGCUACACUUGCAGUCAACAGACUACGGCAAUUUCCUGGCGAAUGAGCCUAGUCCUCUCACAGUGUCAGUGAUUGAUGACAAACUGAGGGAAAAGCUUGUGGUGGAAGUGGAGCACAUGCGUAACCAUGCUUUGCAACCUCUGUCUGGUUUUUUGGAUUACAUCAAAUACAGCUACAUGAUCGACAACGUUAUCCUGCUGAUCACUGGUACCCUCCAUGGACGACCGAUCCACGAGCUACUGCCCAAGUGUCACCCCCUGGGCACGUUCGACCAGCUGGCAGCCAUCAACCUGGCCAACACGUCCAUCAUGCUGUACAACGCUGUGCUCGUAGACACGCCGCUCGCUCCGUACAUCAAGGACUGCAUCUCUGCUGAAGAUCUUGAUGAAAUGAAUGUAGAGAUCAUCAGAAAUACGUUGUACAAAUCGUACUUAGAAGAUUUCUACAACUUCUGCAAGAAGCAAGGAGGAGCGACAGCGGAGGUCAUGUGUGAGGCUCUGGCAUUUGAUGCAGACCGACGUGCGUUCAUCAUCACCAUCAACUCGUUUGGCACAGAGCUGAGCAAGGAGGAUCGCAUGAAGCUGUACCCCCGUUGUGGCAACCUUUACCCCAGCGGCCUCAAACUCCUGGGCGACUGCGAUGACUUCGAUCAAGUGCGAGCUGUGGCCGAGUACUACCCGCAAUACAAGGAACUGUUUGACAACUCAGGCUCCAACCCCGGAGACAAGACACUGGAGGAUAAGUUCUUUGAGUAUGAGGUCAAACUGAUGAAGAAAGCCUUCAUGCAGCAGUUCCAGUUUGGAGUUUUCUACGCUUACAUCCGCCUCAAGGAGCAGGAGAUCAGAAACAUCAUCUGGAUCGCCGAGUGUGUGGCUCAGAGACACAGAGCCAAGAUUGACAGCUACAUACCCAUAUUCUAAGGCAUCUGUAUUUUCUGUCUCUGUGAAUGUCUCCUUUGUUCCCCUGUGACGUGUACUGAGAGUCUAAUGGAAGUGACGCAAAUUCUCUUUUGGUAGUGUUUCUUUUUUUCUUUUUUCUUUUUUUGGUUGUGCUGCGCACAGCAUUUCUGGUUCUUCGUUACAGUAUUUCUAUUUCUCCUUUUUUUUUGUAAUGAGUCCAGAGCAAAAGAGUUAAUCCAAAUACUUAGACUUGUGAAACUGGUAGAUAUCUUAGCAAGAAUGGAAAUCCUGGAGACUUGUAUUUUAGGAUCAAUUUGACAAUAUAGUUACAAAUAUUGACAUGGUAGGUGCAGAAACUUGAAACCAUUUUUCUAUUUUCUUAUGACAAAAUUCAAUAUAUUUGUUAUUCUCAGUUUCUAUUGGGGGAAAUUUUUGUUCAGUUCAUCGUGAGUAAAUUUAACAUGUCACAUCUUUGGUGGAGCCUUUCAUUUGGCAUGAGUAGCACGCAGUCUCCCAGAUCAUAAUGUCAAUUCUCCUCUGCCCACCCAAAGUCUGAGGUGUACUGGAAGCUUGUUUGUCCCUGACAAAGGAUGGGUAUACACCUAGCACAACUGUAAAGUGAUGAUCUGUGAUAGUUUGUGGCAUUUGUAAAAUGAUUUAUGCACACUUUGUGUAGCUGUACGUCUUUGCCCCUGUGAUCUGUAUGUCCUUGACCUGGUUGCGUCUGACUCAGCAAGCCUAGGCCCGGUAGUAAAACAUUUGAGAUCUUUUGUCUUCAUGAGAUGGGAACUGACAUGAUUGUGGUUUCUUAUAAAAAGUCAUGAAAAGAGAGUUGAGGUUUGAGAUAUAAUAUAAAGUCAGAGAAGUUCAGAGUUUGCAGAUAGCAGUAUCCAGCCUCAGGCAAAGUGUGUAGGCUCAGGAUUUGAGUCACGGUUUGGAAUAAAUAUAGAUAUGGAGGGGCUCUUUCUGAUGUGAUAUGUGUGAAAAUCAGAGGCAAAAACAUUUCUUCUGGGUUAGGUAGAAGUGCUUGAGAAACAUCUUGUCUUCUGUUGUUAAAGGUAUUGCAGUGCAAACCUGCAGACAGCACAGUUCUUGUUUGUUUUUUUGUUUUUUUCUUGGUGUGCAUAUGUGAUUUUUCUUCCUUCUCAUGUUGUGAAUAUUCACGAUGAUGACCAAAUAUUGAUGUACAUUGUUAUGCUUUAAGUUGUAGGCAGUGUGUAUACUUGAAUGUCAUAUUCAGCCAGAGCACGUCCUGUUUGUGAGUCAUACUUAUGAUUAUUUAUCGCCUCGCUGACCUUUGGCCUCAUGUGUGUUCACUAGAGUGGUUUCAUUUGAUGUGUGAGAUAUAAAGUGACAGACUAGUGGUUUAUCUGUGGGGGAAAGUGAGUGGUAAGCCGUUGAAUGUUGUGAAUUGUGAAAGUUUUCAGUUUUGUCCUAGUCAUUUGGGAGGAGGAAGAGAUUGCUAUAUUGAAUGAAAGCCCUUUCCUGCUGCAGUGCAGUCUAUGUGAGUGAGUGUGCGCAUGUGAGAAGAUGUGCUUAUGUGUGGGAGUGAUUGUUGUUGCUAUGAGAGAAGGAUUUCUCAUUGUGAAGAUAAGAUGACUUGAAGUAACUAUAGAGGAGGUAACACUCUUUAAUGUCUCACACAACCCCCACUUCCUGAUGUAUGGUAGUUUUUUCUAUUUCUUCCCUGUACAAUAACCUUCACCUCGUGGUUGUCCAUACAAAAAUGUGCCCAUCUUUUUUUUUUUUCUUUUUGUAUGGGGAAUAUUCCAAUACGCAUUCCAUACAUUUGGGCUUGUAAUCUAUAAAUUAAUUGUGGUAUUUUUUUUCUCUCAUGGUUUCAUAUUGCUCAUAUUUGUUCUCAUUCCUCUUGCUGGAUUUAGUCUUUGGUGUUUGUUAAAUUUUUACAAUUCUGUAUAUUGAUUCAUUGUGGGUGACCAAGUAAAAAUGUAGGCAGGGUGGAUUGUUCCUCUUGAUUAUUUUCGUUGUUAAAAAACAAAUCAGUGUAGACACAAUGGAUGCGAUGGCGAAGAAAUACUUAGACUUUUGGGGGAAUUGUUGAAAUAAAGAAUUUUUUUUUUUGGGGGGGGGGGGGGACGUUUGCCUCAUUUUCUGUAUGUGAAGAUUGGUUGUACAUCCCUUGUAGCUGGAACAAAAUGGAGGCUGGUUUUGUGAAAUGUGUAGUGACGUGCCAGUAGCUCUAUGUGUAUAGAUUGAAGGUCUAUGUACAAUAAUAAACAGAUAUGCUAACGGCUA
This is a messenger RNA of Aplysia californica (California sea hare), 3381 nucleotides long. RefSeq names its product V-type proton ATPase subunit d 1. The transcript has 8 exons. The record is from RefSeq and is a predicted model, not a curated record. The coding region runs from base 97 to 1146 and encodes 349 amino acids. NCBI's taxonomy places the organism in Eukaryota, Metazoa, Mollusca, Gastropoda, Aplysiida, Aplysiidae. Gene Ontology annotation, biological process: vacuolar acidification; proton transmembrane transport; vacuolar transport. Gene Ontology annotation, molecular function: proton-transporting ATPase activity, rotational mechanism. Gene Ontology annotation, cellular component: plasma membrane proton-transporting V-type ATPase complex; proton-transporting V-type ATPase, V0 domain; vacuolar proton-transporting V-type ATPase complex.